This is a messenger RNA of Danaus plexippus (monarch butterfly), 4590 nucleotides long. RefSeq names its product zinc finger protein zfp-1 (gene Alh). The record is from RefSeq and is a predicted model, not a curated record. Gene Ontology annotation, biological process: regulation of transcription by RNA polymerase II. The transcript has 27 exons. Gene Ontology annotation, molecular function: histone binding; nucleosome binding. Gene Ontology annotation, cellular component: nucleus. The coding region runs from base 431 to 3100 and encodes 889 amino acids. Lineage: Eukaryota; Metazoa; Arthropoda; Insecta; Lepidoptera; Nymphalidae.
GUUAUCAUUAUACAUGGUUCAUAAGACGCCAGUUCAGAUUGUAUCGACGUAUAAUUAGCUUUCUUAUUGAUAAAACAGUAUUCUAAUAACUUACGGCGCAUCACGCAAUAUGUUUUUGUGCUAUAUACAAUGUUACGUAACGAACCGGCGCAGAAGGUGUGUCUGUAGGUCCUGAGUUAUUGAUUAGUGCAGUGCAUUGUGCACAUGUCAAGCAACAGUUGAUAUAUCUGACAAUAAAAUGGCAGCUCAGUGCUUUAUAUCUGUGUAGAGAAGGUUUCAAAUCGAAACUAAUCAGUAUUUAUUAUAAUCUCAGUAUUGGUUCUUGAAAAAUACAUAGUUGAUUGUGUUUCAUACAUAAAAACCUUUUUAGUUUGUUUCAUAACAGUGUGAAGUAUAGUUUUCUGUGGUGUGCAAUAAUGCUUCCUUCAAUAUGAAGGAGAUUAUGAAGGAGAUGGUUGGUGGUUGCUGUGUGUGUUCCGACGAGCGUGGUUGGCCUGACAACCCGCUGGUCUACUGCGACGGCAAUGGAUGUUCGGUUGCAGUACACCAAGCCUGCUAUGGAAUCAUUGCUGUUCCGACCGGUCCCUGGUACUGCAGGAAGUGUGAGAGCCCUGAGACUAAAAGCAAAGUGAGAUGCGAGCUGUGCCCGUCUAAGUUGGGUGCGUUGAAGCGUACUGACACAGGUGGCUGGGCCCACGUCGUAUGCGCUCUCUACAUACCAGAGGUGCGUUUCGGGAACGUGACUUCUAUGGAGCCGAUUGUCCUGCGACUCAUUCCCACCGAGAGAUAUAAUAAGACUUGCUACAUCUGCCAGGAUCUUGGCAAAACUCAUCGCGCCAACGCAGGCGCCUGCAUGCAAUGCAACAAAUCUGGUUGUAAACAGCAGUUCCACGUCACCUGCGCCCAGUCCCUCGGCCUGUUGUGCGAGGAGGCCGGCAACUACCUGGACAACGUGAAAUACUGCGGUUACUGCCAACAUCACUACAGCAAACUGAAAAAAGGCGGUAACGUGAAGACCAUCCCGCCGUACAAGCCGGUCAGUCACGAUAGCCGCAGCGACUCGAGCGAGAGGGAGGGGGAGCCGCCGACGACGCACUGCAAGCGAGGGCCCGGCCGGAAGUCGUCUCACUCCAGCGGCGGCGCGUCCGGGAAGAACACGCCCAACUCGUCCAAGACGCCUACGAACACAUCUCAACCGAUGGAGACCUGCCAGGACGCAGAGCCGUCGGCGAGGAAACAUAAGAGCUGCGAUAAAAACAAGAAGAAGCCUUCACCGUCUCGUCGAGGAUCUGUGGCUGAGAGCGGCAGCAAGACCAAUACACCAGCCCCCUCACCCUCGCCGCAACACAUACAGGAGACACACACUAAAGGAGGUUGUUCUACGCCCAUCAACACCGCUAAGAUCCCCUUGCCGCCGGAGUCUCCUGGCAAGGAAGGCAUCAUCAGCUCAGCGGCCAUAGCAUCUAUACCCAUACCCCCGAGCACUUCAACAACGACUGUCGUGCAACCUACCAAGCCGUACGAGUCCGUCAUCACCAACACGGAGACGGCUGAUGCUAAACAGACCAAGAAAAGGAAGGCUGUUCAAGGUUCGCAGUCGGCCGUGGACUAUGCAUCAUCACCGACGCCCGUGGAGGUCGCGAACCAGAUCGGGAACAACACUUGGGAACAACAGACCAGCCACGCAACUAGCGACACUAAUGUGGAAGUAGAGAAGAUUAUUAAAAAGGCUAAAACUGAAGGUAUGGACGGCGGGUCAUCGUCAGCUGGUCACUACACCAGCGUGAGCCCGGCUCCGCCGCCGCCGCCGCCGCCCGCCCACAGCCCGGCGUCACACACCUCGUUACAGAGCCCUAGACAUCUCCCCAGUCCGAUGCCAGGGCCGAGCGGGAUCAACCAGGCUCCCAACAUCAGAUCGCCUUCGCAGCACCAGAUGAAGGAGCGCGAGCCGCCGGCGUCGCUACUGGUCUCCGUGCCGCUGCCUUCAGCCAGCCACGGCCUGAACCUGUCCGCGCACGCGCACGCCCUCAUGCACGCACAGAUCCCGCUGCCGUCUCCAAUGCCAGAGAUGGGGCAUAUCUUCCAUCAGACCCACAAGCAGGUGGCGAUGGAGUCGGGGCUGAGUCACUCACCCCACGCUCGGUCCUGGGGCGGUCUGAACGUCUCCUACGAACUACAGGAUCCAAACAAACCCGGUGUGAGCGGUAUAGCUGGGCCCAGCAAGGAGGCGCUCGUCGGCGCCAACAUGGCCAAUAUGGCCAAUAUGGCCAACAUGGCUAAUAUGGCGAACAUGGCAAACAUGGCGAAUAUGGGCAUACCGCCAGCCUUACGGAACAAGAAGAGAGCAGCACUAGCCACGUCCACGGCGAACACCCCGCCGCCACCGCCGAUGCAGUCAACCGCAGCUCAGAACCUGAGCGGGAUGCGGAGGGGACCCCAGCCGACCCCGCCGCCCGUGUAUCACGAGGCAAUCAAAGACUCUCCUCCGAGCUCGCCCGGCUCCGAGAGACCGCUGAAACCUAAAUUGGAACACAAGUUGGGUGUGAACUGCUCGGCUCCUCAUAUGCUCGGUAACGAGCUGAACCCGGAGAGCGGAGCGGCGGCUCGUCUCCAGGAGCAGCUGACGGCCGAGCUGGCUGCCCACGCGGCCGGCGCCGUCAAUUCAGCUGACACGCCCAUACCGCCGCCCCUCAUCAACAAGGCCGCUCCGAGAUCCGGUGCUCAAAGCCUGGAUCAGCUCCUCGAGCGACAAUGGGAACAGGGCUCGCAGUUCCUCAUGGAACAAGCACAGCACUUCGACAUAGCGUCGCUGUUGUCCUGCCUGCACCAGCUGCGGACGGAGAACGUCCGCCUGGAGGAGCACGUCGGCAAUCUCCUGCAGAGGAGGGACCACCUGCUGGCCGUGAACGCACGCCUCGCUAUACCACUAGCUGACGUUAAUAAACAGAACAUGGUGAGUGGACCCGGCGAGCCAGUCAGAUGCGCUCGCGAGAACGGAUCAGGCCUGAGGGCUCCUUCCGUCCCGGGACGACCAGCUGACAAUGUAGCCUGCGAUCGACAUCAGCUGAUGAUGCGCGAGAUGCAGCAGAAGCCCAGCUGAAAUACAGCGUACGGCGGGGGGGGGUCCGUCAGCCGGCGAGGCGGCGAGUACGGCGACCUGGCCGACACCGACAUGGUCGACGUGGAGAAUGUGAGCGAUAUGGACUAUGUGGACCGUGCUUACCGGCCGGGUGGUGGGGUGCUGGGGCCGGGAGAGGUGAGGUGGGCUCACGGAUACGCCCUGCCCGGGGAGCCCGGCCCGAGCGGGCUGGCGGCGGGCGCUGUAGUCCCCGCGGCGGGGCGACUCGGCGGCCCCGACGAGAACGGACACGGAGCCCUGCGGACGGUCAGGGCCUUCAUAGUACUGGAGCAGCGAAGGCGAGCCAGGAGCGACUUCUCCAUCGACGCCAUACUGGCGGCUGACUACUGAACACCAUCAUCGUUACGUUGUUAUUAAUUCAUAGUUAUCAUAGGACACUGGUUCUCAUUAUUGUUUUGUACUAUAUAGUUACGAGCACACAUUGAUUAGUACGUAAGAUGUAACACGCAUAUAUACGUGCACCACCCGGACGUGACCCACGCGUGUCCAGUACACGAACACCGGACCUUACACUCUAUCUAUACAGGACGUGACGCAACACGCUCACCGGAUGUAACUGACAAUGACAUGUGUGACGCACACAUACAUAUAUUGAAAUGUAUCUACAUGUGUGUGAUCCUUGGGCUAAAUGUUUGUAGGAAUUAAGUCGAAAACAGAAUCUGACGUUAAAACUGUCUGUAUGUAAGUAAUAUGUCUGUACACCGAAUGUUCUAAACAGUUGUAACGGCCGGCGGUCUAGAUGUUGUAGUUGUUGAGUUAUACGAGUAUAUAGAUGGACAUGUACGUAGAUGUAGUAUCCGUGUCUCAUAAUAUUUUAAUAGUCAUAAUCAGCCAUUGCUUGCUCUCGUGUGCCUGCAAUGAACAUAAGAGUGUAGAGUCGUCUCUGUGUAUGUUUAAAUGUUAACAACAGUUGUUGAUUAAGUCUUCAUUAUUUAUUCGACGGACUCUUCCUCAGCCUGUGUGUUAAUCAGUAUUUAAUGUUGUAAAGACAACGCCGGCUCGGCGACGGUCACAUUGUCUCUCCAGUACACAUCAGAUAUAUGGAUAGUCAUGUAUUUAUCAGGUAUCUCCGUGCCCGCACGUCUGCCCCUCUGCCCGUCUGUCCGUCUGUGUCGAAGCCCUAACUGUUAUGACACGCUAGUUAAGUGAUAUCAGACAGUUGUAGUUGCAACAUUUUUAAUAUAGUCUGUACUUUAUGAAUAUUAAAGAUCUCCCCCCCUUUCCCUCCCACUCCCCCACCCUCUCUCCAGCUAUAAGUCUCAACCUCUGUGUAAAUUAAAUUGUUGUAAUAUACACGUAUGUAUACGUAUAAUACAACGCACUGUCCCGUCUGAGUGACCCUUCUAAGGUUCCGUAUAGCUUAUGGCUUGUAAUAUUUCGGUGGCACGUCUUCGUGUGUCGACAACCAAAACACUGUAGUGAUGCUAAUAAACGUUAUAAAUGUCGUAAAA